AAAGCCCGUUCAGUCUGAGAGAGUUAAUCGUACCCGAACGACGCACCUGUGUCCGUGUCUGAGGCAAUAGCUUUGCGCAAGUCCGGGAGAGUAUUUGAAAAUCCUUGCAGAAGAGAAGCCCUGCUAGUAGUUUGUUGAUCCCUGUGAAGUUCUACUAGGUGAAAGGAUUCCUUCACACGCGGAAGUAGCGAAGCGGUGAAAUGUUUCUAAAAAGUUGAUAGUUGGAAAAGAUCGUACCGAAAGUGUUGCUGAAGUUGGAAAUUGACGCACCAGCAAAGGAGAUGAAGCUAGUGGUUGUAAACCGAUCCGUGAUUGGUGGGUAAGCUAAAACGAUGCCAAGAUGGAGGCUGCCGCCACAGUUGCUGGUGCUGAAAUUUUUAUCAGAGAUUAAGCUAAAGAGCUGUGGUGCGUAUUGAGGUUAAGGAAGCUCUUGUUCAGCACCUUGAUCGGUGAGCGAUGCUGCGAAAACGGUGUGAAAAGGAAUGUUUUCGAGUGCUGUUGUUGUGAAUCGCGCAGUUGGGAAAUAUUUGUAGUAGGCCUAAACAUGACCGAAACCAGUGCUCGACCGCACUAAUUUUUUUUAUCGAAUUUUGUGGUCACCGAUCGGACCAAACCAGUGAGGAUUCGGGGUGGGUGUGAGUAGAGCGAGCGUAAGUCGAAUUGAAAGAGAUUAAAGGUGAAACAAAUAACCGAAAAAAGUGGUGAUUUUAUGUACUCGUAUGAAGAUAGAACGUGGCGAAAAGGACGGCAGUGCAGUGUGAUAAGCUGAAAACAAAUAAUCGUAAAACAGAAAACGGUGUGCCCGGGCAAAUUCAAGGUGAUAUCCAUAGCCGUAAAAUAAAGGAUCAGUUGGUUAAAAUUGAAAUUAAAUCAUCCUCAAGCUGGAUUACAAUCAUUGGAUUACGGUACCACCCGUAAAUUGGGUUGUUUCGGAAACGGUGCAACUCGGCACUACACACUAGUAUCGGUGCGGACCGAGACAGACAGCAUGAUAGUGCCUUUUAGGCUGUGAGGUGUGAGAAAAACUUUUUACCAGAAUACACGGAUCCUAUUCAGAUUUUUCGGCCAGGCAGGCCAGUGAAAGUAAUUCAAUCAGAAUGCCGGCCGCUGGCGGCACAACCGACGAUCAUGGAAUCACGACAAUGUCACGUUCCUCACGAAUUGACCAGUUCCUAGCCGGUGGAAACUCGCCUUCUUCCCCGUCGAUUCGAGGUUCCUCCGGUGGAGCCAGCUCCGGAUCUGCCAGUAGAAGCGGAGGACGAACACCAUCCUCUGGAGCGGGUGGAUACGAUGGCCAGCUGGGCGGAUUUCCACCACACAUGAUGAACCCCGCAGGCCAGCAUCACGGUCGGGAAAGUUCUGCUUUCGUGCCUGUGCUUCCUUCUCGUUCUCUAAGGCCUGGUCUGUACCCGGGAAUGCUGGACGGACCGGAUGGACUACCGAAAGAAGGGGUUCCCAAGCGAGGCUCCAGCUACGAAUUGAUGGCCAUGAUGGCCGAUAAACGGAAAGAAAUGGCACUUAGGGAAGCAGCAGCCGCAAUGCUACUGCCUAGACCUGGAGGUCCUCCGGUACAAUCUCCUGGUGGGAUGUAUCCACCUCCAGGAGCCUUUCUCGGAGGACCAGGUCCAUCACCGACUUCAGCUGGAACGUUUACUUUCCCCCCGGCUGGACUGUACCCACCGGGAGUUCCCGGAAUGCAUGCCGGGCUAGAUCGAAGAUUGAUGCGAGCUCCGGGUCGAGCGUCGCGUCCCAAGAAACAAUUCAUCUGCAAGUUCUGUUCCCGCCAGUUCACCAAGUCCUACAACCUGCUAAUCCACGAACGUACGCACACUGACGAACGGCCCUACUCCUGCGAUAUUUGUGGGAAAGCUUUCCGACGGCAGGACCAUCUACGAGACCACAGAUACAUCCAUUCAAAGGAAAAGCCAUUCAAAUGCACCGAGUGUGGCAAAGGUUUCUGCCAGUCGCGAACGCUGGCCGUGCACAAGAUUCUGCACAUGGAGGAGUCGCCUCACAAGUGCCCGGUUUGCAAUCGCAGCUUUAAUCAACGUUCGAACCUGAAAACACAUCUGCUGACCCAUACCGAUCACAAACCAUACGAAUGUAAUUCCUGCGGAAAGGUGUUCCGAAGAAACUGUGACCUGCGGCGUCAUGCACUAACCCACACGGUUGGAGACGUUCCGGCCGAAUCGUUGGAUGUCGGAGAUGAUGAUCCCAAUCUGAGCGGUGAUGAGGACGAAGGUGUCUUGGAGGUUGAUUCUCCGGUACACUCACCUGCCGGUAGAAAUAGAUCCCCAUCUCCACCGCUGGAUAUGCCCGUUUCUGCUGAACUUGAGGAUGACUACCCAGAUGAACACGACGGAGAGAAUGAUGAAGAUGAAACGAUCAGUGUAGCAGGUCACGAGCCAGAUCCAACACCAGUAGUUCAGUGCCAUCACGAGAGACCCACCGGAUCCAAGAGUCCGUAUACUAUGCGGCCUCAGUAUGACCAUGGAAGUAGAUCAUUCAUGUUGCCUCCAUUGCCGCAUCAUCUAAUGAACCAGAACUCCGGCGGUGAGGAUCUAACAACGGGCGGAUCCGGACCGGGACUUUCGUCACAGCAUCCACAUGACAUGUUCAUUCCCAUGCUUCACGUUCGAAGAGAUUUGCAUCAUAAAAUGGGAUUACUCGGUCGAGCUUCAUCCACAAUUACGAGUGGCCUGAUGGAAUCGGGUGGUCCAUUUUUCGGUUCCAUCCCGCUGCGAAAACGAGCCAUGGGCCCGGAUGGCGAAGCACAUCCCAUCAUGGGACGCAAUCUGAUGUCUUCUCAUCUUUCACCAGCGAUGAUGAAUCAACGUCCGUUAAUGAAACCAACCGAUGACCCCCACAAACCCACCGCUCAUCCACCACCUGAUGCUCCUCACGAAUCCGUUCCAAUGAUGUCCCCAACAUCUCCGCUCCUGUCACCUCACCUUUCGUCACCGUCCCUGCCACUUCAACUACCUCCACCCCCACCCAAUCAAGUACCCAUUAAUCUCGUCAAUCUGCCUCCUUCCGUGGCGAAAUCGCCUCCGAAUCCUGUCCACUGUCCAUCGUCAUCGCAGCCAUCGACUACCGUGCAAGUCGCACAAUCGUCACCGGCGAUUGUCCCGUCGCCAUCCUCACUAUCGAACACACCGCAACCACCUACAGCAUCCGUGUUGCAGCCGCAACAACCGCCACCGCCACCACCACCAUCACGUAAGACUGGUUUCAGCAUAGAGGACAUCAUGCGCCGCUAAUGAAGGAAGCAACGUACCGCCACCGUCGGCACCGUUGGCAGCAUCGUUCGAAUCAAUCAAUCAACCGUAGACGGUUAAUUAAUCCUAAUGAAUGUUACAAAUGUACAAAAAAAGCAAACAAAAUCACCACAACAACACGUACGAGAACAGAACAAAAAAAAAACACACACACACACAUGAGGACGCAACUGUGCCUGGAUGUUGAGGGUGGGAGAAAGAAGAAGAAAGGAGAAAAGGUUUAGGGUUUCACUUCCAUCAAGUAUUUUGUACUGAUAUUGACAAAAAACGCCAACAUUUCACCUUCCCCCCAGAAUUGAGUGAGCAAUGCCCGUGAACUUGUGGAUAUCAGGCUAUCAAUCCAAUACGGAGCAAAGUCGUGGUUUUUGUUUGGGAUGGAAAAUAGAUUCCCGGACCACUAACUAGCAUUCGUGUUGCUGAGGGUUGUUUUUUUUUGCAACGAUUUCUCAAUUUGGGAGAUGCUUUAAUAUUAAACGAAACCAAACGUGAGCAUCUUAAGAUUUUGUUUUCACCGUACAAGUUGAAAAUAUGAUGAUUACUUAACUUGAAACCGAAACCCUAGCUAAAAAACGAAACCAACGAACAGUUCUGAAUGGAAGUGAGAGUUGAUUUUUUAUUUGCUAAAAUUAAAAUGCCACGUAAGCUCUCCGUUGAUUUGAAUUGCGUUGAUUUCAUUCAUAAAGUUUCAAAUAUCAAAUGGCAAUAAUGGUUUUUAUGAAAAACACGUUCUGUGGGUAUUUCAUUUAGCGAUCGUGAGCCGUGGAAUCAAUUUGAUUCCUGUUUUUUUUUAUCAUAAUGGCGGAAACGAUUUCAAUAACGGUAGUUAGGCUGGUAACGGGUAUAGCGCGAUGGGUUAGUCGAUGCCUUUCACGCAGCCCACCCGGGUUCGAUUCCCAACUCCGCACAUAAAGCCAGAAAGUGACCUCAAAGUUUAAACCGCUAUAAUCGAAGCAAAAACAUAAAACGGUAGUUAGAAAACGUUGUUGAAACUGUUGUUCUAAACAUAGAAUCAUUCUUGCUUCAUGCCAUCGGAAAUAUGUUCAGUAACUUAUGGUAAAAUUUAGUAGAGUAUGUAGUAUCAAUGAAUUACGCAGAAUGUAAUCCUGAACUUCGUCGUAGCGUUAGACGAAAUAGGACCAUUCGAGCAGCAGCCAAAACUCGGCAUCAGAAGUUUUGCCAUAAAAUGAAAAGGCACUCGAGCUUAUUUAAAUUGAAGAAAAUCAACAAUUCGAAACUUGAAAAACUUUUUUUAACAUUUUCUUCCAUUGAAGCAAGUGAUUCUACAACAGAAUAAUCAGUGAAGAAGUUUUGACUGUUGUAUUUUUCAAUUCGUGAAGAAAGCAGGCCAGUUAUAUCUUUAUUCACAUAAUUCAGUUAUGUCUCUGAUACUACCCACCCUUAUUUUUUUUUGAAUUCCGAAACUAGUUUAUUUUGAUUCUUGACCCAUGCUUCUAAAAUACAAGUUAUGAGUGAAAAUGUUGCGAUGAAAAUAGAUCUCGGUCCGAAUACUUGUUUCACAAAAAUGUUUUCCUGUUUGAUAAUUUGAAAUAUCGAGCUCAUGUUCAUGUGUCUCUCAAAAAGCAAAGCCUAAUAUAUGCAUCAUUUAUUUCAUCUGAUCUUGAACAACCAGAAAUCAGUUAUGGCAUUUCACUAGAGUAAUACACCAGAGCGUGAGUUUCAUUCCUACGCUACGGAUUCAUUCGGUGGGCAGCACACAACAAGGAAUGCGCACUUCUUUUUAGUGUCCAUUAUACAGACUUUGAAUGUGUACUUGUGUUGAAAGAAGCUGGUGCGAGUGAACCACAUUCUCUUCGCAUGGAAUCGCUCUCACGUGCUCUCGUCAAGAAGUGAUCACUGCACAGUGGUCCGAAACGGGAGAUUGUCCUGACAAAAAUAUUUUCACUAUUAAAUAUUAGUUUUUUGUAGUUUGUGUCUUCAUAAAAGUAAUCAAAUGACGCUCUUUUUGAUGAAAAAAGUUACUAGGGUGGUCCUCAUUUAGAUUGAAAUCUGAAAAUUACCUUUCGUAAUUGAACUCAAAAAUGAUUUUGUUGUACAAUAAAGUUUUAGGAAAUUCUAUUUUGAGCAGCUUUGCUAAAAAAAGCACCUCUCUAGCUUUUCAUUUGAUCGAGUUACAUCAAUUUUCCCGAGUAAAAGUAGGGUGGUUCCUGAAAAAUUACUUGUUUUGUUCUAACUUUUUUGUGAAACGUUCUACGGAAAAUAUUUCUUCAGAAGAGUUGUUGAACUAUUCAUUGCGCAUAAUUUUGCUUAACCAAGCUUUUUCAUAUGAGCUACCAGUAAAAAGUUAUGAUUGUUUUUCAUCAAAAACUAGUCAAGCUUAAAAUAUCAAUAUUCAUUAGAUGCCACAUUGAUAAAAAUGUAUCCUAUGCGGUUUCUGAAAGGUCAUAAUAUAAGUGUAAAUUGAAGAGAAAAUUGGAAGGGCGUUAUUUUUUUAACUUAUUUAAAUUAGUCUUAAAAAUACCUUCAAAAAACUCAAAAACAUUGCAUAACUCUUAAACGCCUUAACGUAUCAACAUACUUUGUUCAGCAAUAUAAUAGUAUCAAAAUAGUUCUACAAGUGUUCUAUACAUUGUCCUUUCGAAAAAUGAGACACACAAAAACUACAGCCGAAAAUAGAUUGCAGAACAAUUUUAAUAAAUUUAUUACCAAAAUAACUACUUUAAUUUAGUUUGAGCAACUGAGAAUUAAAGAUACUGUGUACCGAAUAGCCUGUAAAAAUCGGAAAACGACGUACAAUGAGUAUUGGUUCGAAUAAAUAUAUUCUACUCAUUUUAACAAACUAAUGAUUUUAUUGGGUUUCAGGAAGUGCUUUGACUUACAAAAAAUCUAUUUUCGGCUGUGGUUUUUGUAUGUCUCAUUACUCGAAUGGACAAUGUAUGGAGCACUUGUAGAACUAUUUUGAUUCUAUUAUUUUGCUGAAGGAAGUAUGUUGAUAUGUUAAGGCGUUCAAGAGUUAUGCAAUGUUUUUGAGUUUUUUGAAGGUAUUUUUAAGACUAAUUUAAAUAAGUUAAAAAAAUAACACCCUUCAAAUUUUUUCUUAAAUUUUUACUUAUAUUAUGACCUUUCAGGAACCGCAUAGGAUACAUUUUUAUCAAUCUGGCAUCUAAUGAAUAUUGAUAUUUGAAGCUUGACUAGUUUUUGAUGAAAAAUCAAUAAUAGCUUUUUGCUGAUAGCUCAUAUGAAAAAGCCUUGUUAAGUAAAAUUGUUCGCAAUGAUUAGUUCAACAACUCUUUUGAAGAAAACUUGUCCGUAGAACGUUUCACAAAAAAAGGUAGAACAAAAAAAGUGAUUUUUCGGGAGCCACCCUACCUUUACUCGGGAAAAUUGAUGUAACUCGAUCAAAUGAAAAGCUGAUGCUUUUUCAGCAAAGCUGCUCAAAAUAAAAUUUCCUAAAACUUUAUUGUACAACAAAAUCAUUUUUAAGUUCAAUUAAGAAAGUUAGACUAGUAACUUUUUCCGUCAAAAGGAGCGCCAUUUGAAUACAAACAACUUUUGUGAAGUCACGAACUACAAAAAACUAAUAUUUAAUAGUGAAAAUAUUUUUGUCACGCUGAUUUCCCGUUUCGGACCGUAGUGCACUGGCGCGUGAUGGUGAACGAAUACUUCUGUGAACUUCAAUUAAUAGAGCGUAUAUCUGGCCUUGCUAUGAAAAUCUUGCAAGGGAAAACGUAAACUCAACGAUAAAUUGUUUCAGGCCCGUGCGCAGGAAUCAUCCAUGG
Malaya genurostris is the source of this 7015-nucleotide messenger RNA. It is a transcript of the gene bowl, whose product is annotated as protein bowel. Gene Ontology annotation, biological process: regulation of transcription by RNA polymerase II; embryonic pattern specification; embryo development. The transcript is spliced from 3 exons. NCBI's taxonomy places the organism in Eukaryota, Metazoa, Arthropoda, Insecta, Diptera, Culicidae. Gene Ontology annotation, cellular component: nucleus. Bases 1098 to 3260 code for a protein of 720 amino acids. Gene Ontology annotation, molecular function: DNA-binding transcription factor activity, RNA polymerase II-specific; RNA polymerase II transcription regulatory region sequence-specific DNA binding. The record is from RefSeq and is a predicted model, not a curated record.